AUGCAUCUACACUCCAAAUUGGAAAACCUUUUAUCAGAUGAAACUAGAAAAGGUUUAGUGCAUUGGACUCGACGAUUCCAAAUUAUCCGCGGGAUUGCUCGAGGACUCGUUUAUCUUCAUGAAGAUUCUAGAUUAAGAAUUAUCCACCGAGAUCUCAAGACAAAUAUUCUUCUAGACAAAAAUAUGAAUCCUAAAAUAUCAGACUUUGGUCUUGCUAGAACAUUAUGGAGAGAUGAAGCUAAAGGCGAAACAAGAAGUGUAGUAGGAACUCGUUUUGAUGUUAUUAUACUAGAGAAAAUCAGUGGAAAAGAGAACAGGGAAUAUAGUGACUAUCACGAUCUCAAUCUUCUUGGAUAUAGCCUUGUUUAUGUGGAUGAUUUGUUGAUUGCAGGUAAUAACAUCCAGCUUAUCAAUCAAACCAAACAGCUUCUGCACCAACAUUUUCAUUUGAAAGACCUUGGGCCACGGAAGUACUUUUUGGGACUCGAAGUAGCUAGAAAUUCAACAGGCAUUCACAUCAAUCAAAGAAAAUACACUCUUGAUCUUCUCUCCACAGCUGGUCUUCUAGCCUGCAAACCAGCUAAGACACCAAUGGCACGAGACACAAGACUGUCAGCACACAAUGGCACAACCAUGUCUGAUCCUACCAAAUGCAGAAGGCUUGUUGGUCAACUCAUCUAUAUUUUCUCAACACUCGCCUAG
This is a messenger RNA of Vicia villosa (hairy vetch), 702 nucleotides long. Its product is annotated as receptor-like serine/threonine-protein kinase SD1-7. The transcript has 3 exons. The record is from RefSeq and is a predicted model, not a curated record. Gene Ontology annotation, molecular function: ATP binding; protein kinase activity. Gene Ontology annotation, biological process: protein phosphorylation. The coding region runs from base 1 to 702 and encodes 233 amino acids. NCBI's taxonomy places the organism in Eukaryota, Viridiplantae, Streptophyta, Magnoliopsida, Fabales, Fabaceae.